CGUAUGCCAAACGACCUCCGGAAGUCUCGGCGGAACCUUGCUGGAGCGGCCGGCGGUGGUUCGACUUGGUUAAGCGCACACAGCAGAGGAGGCUCGCCAUGCCGAGCAUUGUGCUCUUCCGGCGGCGGUGGAUAAUCGCCAACGACGACCUGUACCUGCCGCCCCUCCUGGAAGCCAUCUGCAGGCUGGGAUGGCUGGUGGCGUCCGGCCUGCUCCUCUGGGAGCACCGGCCCAUGUGGCUGUGCGGCGACUCGGACUGGCUCGCGUUCGCCUACCAGCUCGGCGCGCAGGUCUUCUGCCUGCUGGUCAUCGGCUCGGACCUCGCGCUCGCUGCCAUCGCAAGCCGGGGAGGCAUCGUCGCGAGCAGCAUGCGGAGGGCGCAGGUUCCGGUGUUGUACGCGAGGAGCUUCAUGCUGCUCGCCGAGACGGUGUGGCACGCCCUGGGAACGGCCAAGGUCUUCUUCUACAGGGACUCCUGCGUGCCGCUGGACCUCUGGCAGCAGUUGGAGACGCUGGCGAUCGUGGCCUGGUGUUACCUGCUCGUGCUGCUGCUGUGUGUUUACGCUCUGUACGACCCGGCCGGAUCGCUGAAGCACAACCCGUUCCGGGACCUCGGGGACGUGCAGGUCAGCCGCGACGUCCAAAGGUUCUUCCUGGAGCCCUCGGACAAAGGGCACCGCCGACGAACGCGCCUGUGGUCUGCCAGGCUGCGCCGAUUCUUCUGCUGCGCGAGCGACACGGAAGACAGCACGGAGGCGUACGAGCACAUGGCCGAAUACACGACGCUCUUCUAUGAGGACGUGGACGUCACGCCAUCGGACAUGUUCUCGGCGCUGGUGCUUCUGCGGAAGAAGCAACGCCGCCAGCUGGCGCGCAUGGGCUCCACGUCCGAGGAGUCGCGAGAGGGCAUGAUGGUGCCCUACUACACCACCGACUAUUCUUCCUCCGCGCCGGUGGACAAGGCUCCCUGCAGCAAUGGCGUGCCACCUGGUGCAGCAGCGGUGUCGGCACCAGCAGCGCCAUGUCCGGUGGCCGGCGCGACCUCUACGGGGCCGCACGCGUGGAUGAAUCCCGAGCAGGCGUUGUACUACCUCAAGUUCGCCUGGGGCAUCUACGGCUGGCCCGCGUACAUGGCCUCGCACCUCUGUACGGGCUUCUGCGACCUGUGGGCUGGAAUCAGGUGUUGCGCGUGCCUGCGCGGGGGCAGCGGCAACGUGUCCGGUGACAACUGCUGCGAGUGCCACGCGGCCACGGUCAAGCACCUGACCCGAGUGCGGCCCGAGGACCUGCUCUUCUCGUCGUUUUCGAACGGCCUGUACCGAGUACCCUUCUACGUGGCCCUGGACCACCGCACCAACGCCAUCCUGGUGGUGGCCCGGGGAACCCUGUCGGUAGCCGACGCGCUCACCGACUCCAUGACUGCCGCGGCCGAGAUGCCAGACGGCGUGGGUCUGUGCCACCAGGGAGUGCUGCAGAGCGCGCUGCAGAUCCUGGGCCAGCUGGACGAACCCCUGGCGCAGGCCACGGCCCGGCACCCAAACUACACCCUGGUGCUGACGGGACACAGCCUGGGCGCGGCGGUUGCCUCGGUGCUUGGCAUCCUGCUCAGGCCGCGGUUCCCCAAUCUACGCUGCUACGCUUUCUCGCCACCAGGAGGAAUCCUGGACGUGGAGAGGGCUCGUGAGACACGUGACUUCGUGAUGACCAUCGUUGUGGGUGACGACAUAGUGUGCCGGCUGGGGUUCCGCCAGGUGAACAAGUUCAAGCGGGAUGUGGUCAGCUGCCUGCUGCAAUGCGACAUGAACAAGAACGUCCUCAAUAGGCAUGGUCUCGAGGCGCUUUUCUGUGGUCGCCGGCUCACGCCUCCGCUGAAGAACAAGGAGGCCUUCGAGAAGAUCAAUGCUCCCACGGGACAGCUCGCCGAAUGUCUGAGGCCACGCGAAAAGUCUGGAGUGGAACCGGCGUCGCUCGAUGUCAUCUUGGACAAGGGCGUUCCCCCGAUUGAGUGGCCGGAGAUGCACAUGCCCGGGAAGAUCCUGCACUUCGUCAGGGAAAGGAAACGUGCAGAGUACGAGAUGUUUUGGACGUCGCCAGAGUACUUCGACCACAUCGUGAUCAGUCCGCGCUGCUUCAAGGACCACAUGCCAGACGUCCUCUACGACGCGCUUCGAAGCGUCUGCACCGUCACGGCGCUCUGACCAUCGUGAUGUGUUCGCUUGCGCCAAACGACGAACAACAACAAAAAGAACAAAUUGGACACCAUACGUGGGUCAAUGACGCUCGGACGUCUUGACAGUGGUAUACCUGCAAUGUCCAGUUGCGCGUCGGAUGAAGACCAGCUGCGUUGGCAGACGAUCACGCAAACUAUAUACGGGUCCAGCAGAAGUUGCUCACAACCAAAGAAGCGAGUGUAUAAGAUUCGCCAUUCCGAGCGAUUCCAGUAACCACUUCUCGGACCACCACCCUACGGUUUGUGCCAUCUGUGACGACCAGGGGUCGCUGCACAUCGCCUGCGAUCACGUGCGUGUAAUGGAUACGUCGCGUGCGUUCCAGACGUCUUCGUCGGUUGUGAAGGACUGCUCCGAAGGGCCUGAAAUUACACGCUUGAAGGAGUUUGUACUUUCCCGUGACGAUCCGGUGACUCCGACAUCACGGAGUUUGUCGAGUCUGACACGGAAGCAUACGUGAAAGCUGCAUCUUCGUGUCGCCAUAAUCACAUCGACGCACCUGAAGAAGAGAAGGUACAUUACAGUGAACAAGUAUGAAGUGUACGGAACUAUACUUAUUUCGUUUUAGUUCAUUUUUUCUUGUAAUUUUCGCUCAAGGAGGACCGUGCGCCAAACGUGCUUCAUCAACCAAUUCUCACUCCAUCUCGUGCGACUGUAAAUAUAUAUAGGCAUAUAAUAUAGACUGAUGCAGACCAUGUGUGACUGGACAGUCGCGUAUAGUUGAAGAACCUAUUGCGGGGCAACGGUGUUUCGUGUGAUGUUAAAAGACACGAAUUUCACGGAGCAUUCAUCCGUGCGUUUCUCAAGCGCAACUGCUGACUGCCACCCAACAGACUGCUACUUAGUGCGAUUGCAGCUUUUCACUUUCUUUUUUUCUGUUUCUUUUUCACCAUUUUGUAAAAAAAAAUCACCCUGUAAUCUAAAAAAAGACAUUGAUUGACAGCAAAAAUGGAGGCUCGGAGUCAUCAGUAGCGGCCGAACAAGAGGAUCUUCAACCCAUGGGGCCAAAGUUUCGACGAAACUACUUGUCACAGUGAACUCGCAAGGAAAGCAUCAGCCUUGAGCUAACGUUUCGACAAGGGGAUUCGUCUUCGUCAGUUGAUGCCCUGACGAAGACGACUCCCCAUUGCCGAAACGUUGGCUCCAUGGGCUGAAUAUUCUAUCUGGUCACUGUUAAGGCACUGUUGCUAGCUUUUGGCUACACCUUUGCCGCCCACCCAUAUACACCCUAAAACAGUGGAGUUCUUUCAACUCCUUUAUUGGUGGGAGUAACUGCUUUAUUCGGGAGUGCCAUCCAUAUUUGACUCCCGUCCUUUUCAGAGUUCUCAUGGACGAGUAGCGUAAAACGCCCCCCCAUCGGAAGGUAAAGCUAUCGAAAGUAGAGUUAAAUAUGAGCAGUUGACUCUCAUUAAAGAGUUUUAAACACAGCUCCUUCAUUACCCCCCCCCCCCUUAAUCCCACCACAACAGA
This is a messenger RNA of Dermacentor albipictus, 3698 nucleotides long. NCBI's taxonomy places the organism in Eukaryota, Metazoa, Arthropoda, Arachnida, Ixodida, Ixodidae. The record is from RefSeq and is a predicted model, not a curated record.